AUGCUUGUUGAUGUCAAUUUUGAUAGUGCAACUAUGCUAGUGCUGUGCGGCAAAGCUAGUGCUGGUACAGGUUUCAAAAAAGAAAAUGAUACUGUGGUUAUCGGCUUCAAUUUUGAUAGUGCGGCAAAGCUAUUGCUGUGCGGCGAAGCUAGUGUUGGUACAGGUUUCAAAAAAGAAAACGAUACUGUGGUGAUGAUUGUCGACUUUGAAAGCAGUGUGAAACGGUUGCUAGUGCAAGUUUGA
Molecule: messenger RNA, 243 nt
Organism: Phycomyces blakesleeanus NRRL 1555(-)
Lineage: Eukaryota; Fungi; Mucoromycota; Mucoromycetes; Mucorales; Phycomycetaceae
Exons: 3
Coding region: 1-243 (80 amino acids)
Source: RefSeq, a predicted model, not a curated record